AUGCCUGCAUACCACUCUAUCUUCCUGGAGGACCGAGAUGUCCCCGUGAUAGGUACGAAAUGCCCCACCAAAUGCACCCAUCCUCCCCAUGCAUCCCCUCAUGCGCUACAUCACUCCAAGAACCUAGAAUUAACGAAUACUGUACCAGGCAACUUCCCAAUUCUGCCAUUGCGCACUCGCACUCGUGGCCCCGCAUAUACCUUGCCCGCUCUUCCCCCCAAUACAGCUGACAUCGAUGUUGCCCCGGACAAUGAGUCCUACGACUGCGUCGAUGAGAUCUUGUCACUUUUCCGAGCCAAUGUGCUUUUCCGCAACUUUGAGAUCAAUGGCCCCGCCGAUCGAAUGCUCAUUUAUGGAACCCUCUUCGUGAGCGAAUGCCUUGGGAAAGUAAAGCCUACUAUGAACGCCCGCGAGGCUGAGAAGGCUUUGAUCAAUGCUGCGCUUGACAAUUUUGCUAUUCCUGGCGAUGUGUCCUUCCCGCUCAACCAAGCUUUUGAGCCCCCACGCGACCGCCAGGAUGCGGAGAGCCUGCGGGCAUACGUUUCUCAGGUGCGACAGGAGGUUGCUGUACGGUUACAUGCUAGAUUAUACCCCGGUGGAGAGGGCCCGUCCAAGUUCUGGUUGAGUUUCACCAAGAGAAAGUUCAUGGGGAAGAGUCUGUAG
This is a messenger RNA of Penicillium angulare, 663 nucleotides long. RefSeq names its product actin-related protein 2/3 complex subunit 3. The record is from RefSeq and is a predicted model, not a curated record. Gene Ontology annotation, molecular function: actin filament binding. Gene Ontology annotation, biological process: regulation of actin filament polymerization; Arp2/3 complex-mediated actin nucleation. Gene Ontology annotation, cellular component: cytoskeleton; Arp2/3 protein complex. The transcript has 5 exons. NCBI's taxonomy places the organism in Eukaryota, Fungi, Ascomycota, Eurotiomycetes, Eurotiales, Aspergillaceae. The coding region runs from base 1 to 663 and encodes 220 amino acids.